AGCAUUCAUAGCCCCUCACAAUCCCAAUCACAAGUCAAGUCAAUAUGUUCUGUAAUUCAGUUGACUGGAUGUUGGAGUUAGGUCUGAAAUGGUGCUUGGAUCCGUAAAGGUAUAGGGGGGAGUAGGGACAAACAGGUAUUCCCCCCUUCAAUUGGUGGACACCCUCCAUGAUUUUCACUGGGAGGUUUUUAAAGUUUUAACCUUCGGCCUAUCAACAGAACUGUGUCAACAAAAGACCAGAGCUUGAGAGGGAGAUAUCUUCCUAGACCAUCAACUAGAACCGGGAGUUAAAUUCAAUGCAACUGCACAAGAAUAUGAUAGCAGACUGUCUGGCUUUGAUUGGAGUUACCGUGAUUGGAACCAUUGUUCAAUUUUCCUUACCUAUUUCUUCACAAUCAUUGAGGCUGCUGGCUGUUCCAGUUGUUAGUUUGUCACCUUUCCUUCUUUUGUCAUUAUUCAUGCCAGAAUCUUCUGUUCUAAGCCGUGGGUAACCUGUGGCUGCCAAAAACUUCGUUCCUUGCAAGGUAACCUUCUUGCUUGCUUCAUGAUUUGUUUGUUUCUUCUAGUAAUAAUGUUGGCAUAGUUGCUUUUCUGCUAUCAAAGUUUUUUAGGAAGAACAAUCUUGUCAACAGCUCUUUUUUAGCAAGUAAUCUUUGGAAUAAUUUAGGUUGGUGGUUGUUCUGGUUCAUCUUGUGUGUGAAUUAUAAGCUGUGUAGCUUGAUCUUAUAUGCUUUGAAAGUAUUUUCAUUAUAAAUUUUAAGAUCCAGAUGGAUUUUUCUUUACCGAUUCUCAAUAUGGUACGGAAUCACUACUCUUCUAUUUGUCACUUGGCUAUCAGUGAAAAUGAAGAAAUGAAGGAAAGCUAUUCAGUGGAAUAGCAGGGUAGGUAGUUUCCAUAUACAAUUCAUUUUCUGACAUUCAGUUUUUGCGGCAAAAGCACACUUCAUUCUUCACUCUUGGCACUGUCGGUUGAAGUUUUUAGUUAAAUAUAUGGGCGUUCACGGUGAUCCUAAAUUCCUUUUUCUGUUUUAUAGGUCUCCUUUAGUUAUUUCUUCUUCAAUUACACACUUAUUUGGUUCCUUUCCCUUGUAUCUUUAAAUUUAGCAUGUCCUUUAAUGACAACAGCAGUGAGUCAUCCUCUACUUCUCUGUGCUUGCUUUCAUGAAUCACCAACGUGAGUUAAUAGGCCCAUCCCUAGAGAUUUAUGAGGGUAAUGGCAUUACCUGUCAUCUUUGGAGCUUAGAAUAAUUUAUAGACAUUUUUUCAGUUCUUUGUUUUUCUUUUUCAUUUAAAGUGCUGGAGAUUGUUUUUAUGAGGUUGUCCUGUUUGCAACCAAUUUGCAAAACUGAUAAAUUUUUAUUUUUCAUAAAAUUUAAGCGUAUGCAUUUCCUCAACUUACCUUAUGAUGUUGUUAUCUUGAUGAAUUCAGAGAAUAGCUAGAAAUAUUGAGACUGGAGGAUUGUCUGAUAAAGACACUUGGAUGGA
This is a messenger RNA of Rubroshorea leprosula, 1485 nucleotides long. NCBI's taxonomy places the organism in Eukaryota, Viridiplantae, Streptophyta, Magnoliopsida, Malvales, Dipterocarpaceae. The record is from the annotation of a GenBank genome assembly.